Molecule: messenger RNA, 351 nt
Organism: Cantharellus anzutake
Lineage: Eukaryota; Fungi; Basidiomycota; Agaricomycetes; Cantharellales; Hydnaceae
Exons: 2
Coding region: 1-351 (116 amino acids)
Source: RefSeq, a predicted model, not a curated record
AUGUUUUUCAGGGGACUGAGUCGAAGUGGGCAGUGUUGGAAUGGUUGUAAUUGUUUGGAAUCUCCUCAUCAUUUGUUCUGUGACUGCCCUAUUUUCAAGGCCUAUCAAGUGGUGUGUCAGGCAAUUCCUUCACUCCUAUCUGACAAUUCCGCUUUAUCCUGGCCCCAUGGGUGGAAUAGAUGGUUUUUGGGCCAUACUCCAUUAUUAAAGCGGGAUUUCCCAUCACUUCCAGAUAGGGUGGUGAUUGCUUUGUCUCAUAUCUGGCACAUUGCAUUUAUCCAUUUGGCUGGUCAUAUAUGGGGGCAUGUUCAGAGGGCAGCUGGUGGUGGUUUGGUUCAUCACCGGUUUUGA